Molecule: messenger RNA, 706 nt
Organism: Scleropages formosus (Asian bonytongue)
Lineage: Eukaryota; Metazoa; Chordata; Actinopteri; Osteoglossiformes; Osteoglossidae
Product: leukocyte cell-derived chemotaxin-2-like
Exons: 3
Coding region: 1-411 (136 amino acids)
Source: RefSeq, a predicted model, not a curated record
AUGCAUAAUCCAUCAGCCCAUGUGGAGAGCAGCAAGAAACUACAAAACAUUUUCUGCAUCACUGCCGCACAUACACGCCCACACCAAGCUGGAGGGACGCGUAAACACAUGGGCCUAGACAUCGUGUGUACUGAUGGUGACACCGUGCUUGCACCAUUUCAUGUAAAAAUCAACGGACCUGCUUCCCCAUAUACAACUGGAGUAAAUGCAGCAAUCAACGAUGGACUUAACCUUAGCGGCCAGGGCCUGUGCUUCAAACUGUUCUAUGUGAAGCCAGUGGAGACUUCUGGCACGGUGGAGCAGGGACAGGAACUUGGGACCAUGCUGCCCAUGCAGGAAGUCUAUCCUGGGAUCACCUCACAUGUCCAUGUCCAGAUGUGUAACAAGUCUGACCCCACAAAGUACUUCUGAACCCGGGCAGUUACACUUUUACCCUUUUAUAUCCCCCAUAUUAGCAGGUUUCAACCCUCAGUCUCUGUCCAGUCCCCUCCACAUCCAAUUAAAUUGCUACUUCACUUGCAUGUGAUAUAGAAAUAACAGCGUUUCUUGUGUGGACACCCUGCCAGAUGUCAGUUUGCUUUGUUCCCUUCAAUCUAAUAAACUACACUUGUUCGCAGACAUGCCCAGUGAGACCGAUGACUUGUUGAGUUGCAUGAACAGAUGCUCCUCGACUUUCGAUGGUUUGACUUACAAUUUUUCGACUUUA